This is a messenger RNA of Dovyalis caffra, 240 nucleotides long. Lineage: Eukaryota; Viridiplantae; Streptophyta; Magnoliopsida; Malpighiales; Salicaceae. The record is from the annotation of a GenBank genome assembly.
AUGAAUUUCCUACCCUUGAAGGAAGAACUUGGGGAUCUGGGCAGCAAGUAUCUGCUGGUUGUUUCUCGAGUCAUGUUCAAUGACCCUGAAGGAACUCCCCCACUGCCAAAAUCGCCAGAUUUUGGGAAAUGCUUAUGCUUUGAUCGAAGCACUGAAGCUCACAGCAUGCUUUAUGAGCUAAUCGGAAAAACCUUGAUUGGAUUUGGUAUGUCCGUCAACCUGAGCCUGAGACGAAGGUGA